Teleopsis dalmanni is the source of this 789-nucleotide messenger RNA. RefSeq names its product tetratricopeptide repeat protein 25-like. The transcript is spliced from 2 exons. Gene Ontology annotation, cellular component: cytoplasm. The record is from RefSeq and is a predicted model, not a curated record. Gene Ontology annotation, molecular function: protein binding. Bases 1 to 789 code for a protein of 262 amino acids. NCBI's taxonomy places the organism in Eukaryota, Metazoa, Arthropoda, Insecta, Diptera, Diopsidae.
AUGCCUAGAAAAAAGUCCAAAGUUGAUUCUCUUGAAGAGAUUGAAACUGCUAUAAAACUGCUGUGCGACCAAGCCAACAACCACAUGAAAGUUCGUGAAUAUGACAAAGCUUUACGCGGUUAUAAUCAGGCACUGGAACUCAAUAACACUGACAUGAAUGCACUUAUCUCACGUAGCAAAUGUUAUUUAUUAUUGGGUGAAGCCUCUAAAGCACUGUGUGAUGCCGAAACUGCACUAACUGAAGAGAAAAACAAUAUACGUGCAAUAUACCAAAAGGCUGAGGCUCUUUAUUAUCUUGGACAAUUCGAACAGAGUUUAAUGUUUUUUCAUCGCGGUUUACGUGCACGACCAGAAUUGGAUACAUUUCGUUUAGGAGUACAAAAAACUCAAGAAGCAAUAGAAAAUACUAUUGGAAGUGUUGACCGUGGUGCUAGUGUUAAACCAUUGCCAAAGGUGAAGCUAAAAAAGUCGGGUGACAAUACACCAAAAUCCUCACAGCUAAACAGUUGUCGACCAACACGACCUAAACCAACAAAAGCUGAACUAGAACGAAGAAAUGCUAGAAAGCUAUUAGGUGAGCUAUGCAUUGAUAAAGAAUAUUUGGAAAAUCUACUGAAACAUCCAGAUCUAGUGCGUGCCGAUACUAACACUGAAAAUAUAUCAGCCUAUGCUAAAGAAGCAGUGGAGUUUCUUAAUAAACGUCAAGAGUUUUGGCGUCAACAACGACCGUGCACUGCAUUACAAAACCGCAAGAAUUUUCCUUUAGAUACCUUGCCCAAAGGUUUCUAA